UCUCCCACCAAAAACCCCAAGCGAAUCAUGGCUACUUUCUCUUCUCCAAGCGAAUCACGGCUAAUGGAAGAAAAGGAGCAACGCGAUACUCUGGAAGAAGAACCAGACACAAUAGUUGAAGAAGGAGAAGAAGAAGAAGAGCGGGAGAAAUCGAAUUCCUUAAACGGGGCAUCAACAGAGAGCUUGUCCGAUGCGCAUCCGUGGCCGGUGUUUAGAUUUGACAUCCCUCCGCGGAGGACAUACCACUUCGCCCAACAGUUCCGGAGCGGUUCUAAUCCUCAAAACUUCCUCAAAAGCGUCAAAUGGUCCCCUGAUGGCUCGUCUUUUCUCACCAGUUCAGACGAUCGGUCCCUCCGCUUGUUCUACUUGCCCGAAGACGCCUACUUCAAUCCUGGAAAGCUGGAAGAAUGUCAAAUUUCUCAAGAUUCGUAUUCUUCAGCUCUCGCAGUGAAUGAGGCAGAGAUGGUGUAUGAUUACUGUUGGUACCCUUACACGUCUAUGUUGGAUCCUACCACCUGUGUUUUUGUUAGCACAACAAGAGACCAUCCUAUUCAUCUCUGGGAUGCCAUUUCUGGUGAGCUUCGAGGCACUUAUCGAGCAUAUGAUGCCAUGGAUGAAAUAACUGCAGCACUUUCAGUUUCUUUCAACACAUCGGGAGCUAAAAUUUUUGCAGGAUAUGAUAAACACAUCAGAGUGUUCGAUGUACAUCGGCCUGGUCGGGAUUUUGAGCAAUAUUCUUUGGCUAAAGGAGAUGCCGGACCACUGGGUAUUGUAUCAUCAAUUGCAUUUUCUCCCAUCAAUAAUGGGAUGCUCGCAGCCGGCUCUUAUUGCCAGACUACUGCAGUAUAUGUUGAGUCCAACAUGGAACUUUUAUAUGUUUUGCAUGGACAAAUGGGUGGAGUCACACAGGUCCAGUUUUCCAAAGACGGGAACUAUAUAUAUACUGGAGGACGGAAGGAUCCUUACAUACUAUGUUGGGAUAUUCGAAAUACCAUUGGUGUUCUCUACAAAUUGUAUAGGUCUUCAGAAUCUACAAAUCAAAGGAUAUCUUUUGAUAUUGAACCUAAUGGAAGGCAUCUUGGUACAGGUGGACAGGAUGGUAUAGUUCACAUGUAUGACCUUCAAUCAGGAGAGUGGGUGUCAGGGUUUCAAGCUGCUUCUGACACUGUUAACUGUUUCUCCUUCCAUCCAUCUGUGCCAUUGGCUGCAACAUCUUCCGGACAUCGUAGAUUUAUCAUGCCUGAUAAUGAGGAGGAGAUAAGUAGCUUAAGCGGUGACGAGAAUUGUUUGUCAAUCUGGAGCUUCUCUGGUUCAGGAGAGGUGGAGGAUGACCUGCCUGUAAGAGACUGAAGCUUGGCUUUUCUUUCAGGUCAUUUUUUUAGCUAAAUCUAGUAUGUAUCAUGCAAUGUUUCGCUUGAUUGAAUGUUCUGAAAAUCGGAUCGAACAUAUAGUUCAAUGAAAACGAGGUUCUGUUCGAAGAUUCAAUCAAAGAGUUGAACCGGGU
Molecule: messenger RNA, 1504 nt
Organism: Phalaenopsis equestris
Lineage: Eukaryota; Viridiplantae; Streptophyta; Magnoliopsida; Asparagales; Orchidaceae
Product: telomerase Cajal body protein 1
Exons: 13
Coding region: 28-1350 (440 amino acids)
Molecular function (GO): protein binding
Source: RefSeq, a predicted model, not a curated record